Messenger RNA from Passer montanus (Eurasian tree sparrow), 1853 nucleotides. It is a transcript of the gene SEPTIN6, whose product is annotated as septin 6. Gene Ontology annotation, cellular component: microtubule cytoskeleton; septin complex; septin ring. The record is from RefSeq and is a predicted model, not a curated record. Gene Ontology annotation, molecular function: molecular adaptor activity; GTP binding; GTPase activity. Bases 170 to 1279 code for a protein of 369 amino acids. Gene Ontology annotation, biological process: cytoskeleton-dependent cytokinesis; cilium assembly. The transcript has 10 exons. NCBI's taxonomy places the organism in Eukaryota, Metazoa, Chordata, Aves, Passeriformes, Passeridae.
ACACAAGUAUUUCACUGUGUUUCAGGGUGAAGGCUGUCGUACUGUCCCGCUCUCCGGACACGUGGGAUUUGAUAGUUUGCCUGACCAGCUGGUUAAUAAGUCAGUUAAUCAUGGGUUUUGUUUCAACAUCCUGUGUGUGGGGGAAACUGGCCUUGGUAAGUCCACCCUCAUGGACACCCUUUUCAACACCAAGUUUGAAGGUGACCCAGCAUCUCACUCACAGCCUGGGGUGCAGCUGAAAUCCAGUACCUAUGACCUGCAGGAGAGCAAUGUCAACCUCAAGCUGACUAUUGUGAGCACAGUGGGCUUUGGGGAUCAGAUCAACAAAGAGGACAGCUACAAGCCCAUCGUUGAGUUCAUUGAUGCUCAGUUUGAAGCCUACUUGCAAGAAGAGCUGAAGAUAAAAAGGGUCUUGCACAACUACCAUGACACGCGGAUCCACGCGUGCUUGUACUUCAUCGCUCCCACCGGCCAUUCCCUCAAAUCCCUGGACUUGGUAACCAUGAAGAAGCUCGACAGCAAGGUGAACAUAAUUCCCAUCAUUGCCAAAUCUGAUGCCAUUUCCAAGAGCGAGCUGACCAAGUUUAAAAUUAAAAUCACAAGUGAACUGGUCAGUAAUGGGGUGCAGAUCUACCAGUUCCCAACAGACGACGAAUCGGUGGCAGAGAUAAAUGGGACAAUGAAUGCCCACUUGCCAUUUGCAGUGAUCGGGAGCACGGAGGAGCUGAAAAUAGGAAACAAAAUGAUGAAAGCUCGUCAGUACCCUUGGGGCACAGUGCAGGUGGAGAACGAAGCUCACUGUGACUUUGUGAAGCUGCGGGAGAUGCUGAUCCGCGUGAACAUGGAGGACCUGCGUGAGCAGACCCACACACGCCACUAUGAGCUCUACAGGCGGUGUAAACUGGAAGAGAUGGGUUUCAAGGACACUGAUCCAGACAGCAAACCCUUCAGCUUACAAGAAACUUAUGAAGCCAAAAGAAACGAGUUUCUGGGAGAGCUGCAGAAAAAGGAAGAGGCAAUGAGACAGAUGUUUGUCCAGAGGGUCAAGGAAAAAGAAGCUGAGUUGAAGGAGGCUGAAAAAGAGCUGCAUGAAAAGUUUGAUCGCCUGAAGAAAUUGCAUCAGGAUGAAAAGAAGAAGCUGGAGGAUAAGAAGAAGUCUCUGGAUGAUGAAGUAAAUGCAUUUAAACAAAGGAAGACAGCAGCUGAAUUGCUUCAGUCACAGGCUCAGCAGGCUGGAGGGUCGCAAACUCUUAAAAGGGAUAAGGAAAGGAAAAAUUAGCUGCUGUUUGGCUGCAUGGUGCAUGAGGCACAUUGUCCUGUUCGGGUUUCCUGUAGAACCUUUCCCUUGGCCCCAGAGGCGAAUGCCCCACCCUCGGCUGUGCCAUUGUGCCUGUUGCUCACCUUUCCCACUGCUCCCCUCCCGUGCUCCACUCGGGCUCAAACCAGAGCUCCUGGCUGCUGGGGUUGCUCUUGUGAGGGACGCUGCUGGCCAGGGGGGUUUGUGCCAGGCUCCUCCUGCCCCUAGGGCAGCAGCAGGAUGCCCACUGCUCCUGGGCCAGGGUUCCCUGUCCCACUGCUCAGCUUUCCCUGCUGCCAGAGCUGCUUGGGGGUGCAUUUAGCUCCUGCUCCGGGGUGGGUUUGCUCUCUCCAGAGCCUGGCUGCCCUCUCCCCAUGUUAAUUUGCUGUUCCUAAGCCCUCAUUACCCCCUGUGCUGCCAUGUGUGACUCAAAUAACUUUCAAGGACUUUUUGCAAAACUUGACAUCCUCACAGGCAUGGCCUGAGCCCAAACCUCUAGUUCCCAGGCUUGAGGAAAUCUCACAUUUGGAUCCAUGGUUUGCAACUAAGUGUUCUC